AUGGUGAUAAUUGAGCAAUCAUCUUCAACUAUUGACACUUGUCAAAUGAAUAUCAAAAUUGAUACAGAUAAACCAGUUACAUUGUCGAUCAAUACAACAAAUGAACAUCAUCAUUUGCAUACUACAUCGGCACCAACAUCGAUCUAUCAUCCUCGAAAUCCAUCAAGCAAUAGUCCAAUGAAUGGGAAUACUACAAAUCCAGGUCAUUUUCAUCAUCAUCAUACACAUUUAUAUAAUCCACCUAAUGGUUAUAAUUAUUCAUCAACGCCACCACAACCACCAUCAUCAGCUAGUUAUUAUUCAAUGCAACCAACUAAUCUUUAUAAUGAUCCAUAUUCUCAAUGUUCAUCUUAUUGGAAAGCAGCCGCAGCAGCAGCAGCAUCCUCACCUGAUCUUUCAAAGUCGAAUAAUAAUAAUCAUUCAAAUCGAUUAUCCUAUCCUCUUGAUCAUCCUCAUUCAUCCAAUAUGCACUAUAUACCAUCAUCAACAGGCUUAUCUUCUCAAUUAGAUAUUAAAUCUGAACAUUCAUCACCAAUGAAAAAUAUUCAAUUAACAAUGUCAGGUGAAGAAGAUUCAAAUGAAAGUCAUCCAACAGGUACCGAAGAAGAUGAUGAAGAUGAAGAUGAAGAUAUGGAUUUAAAAACACCAGAAAAAGAAGAACCAAAUAAUCCAUCUAAUAAUGCACCAAGAAAAUCAAAUCGUCGAGCAGAAAAACCACCAUAUUCGUAUAUUGCUUUGAUUGUUAUGGCUAUUAAUAGUACGCCAACAAAAAAAAUGACAUUAUCAGAAAUAUAUGCAUUUUUACAGCAAAGUUUUCCGUUUUUUCGUUCAACUUAUAUGGGAUGGAAAAAUUCUGUUCGACAUAAUUUAAGUCUUAAUGAAUGUUUUAUUAAAUUACCAAAAGCAAUGGGUCGAGCUGGAAAAGGACAUUAUUGGACGAUAGCACCUGAUUCCGAUUGUAUGUUUGAUGAUAAUUGUAUGCGAAGAAGACCUAGAGGAUUUCGACGAAAAUUAGGAAAACAAUCAGCAUAUCCAAAUCUUUUAGGUCAAAUGGAUACAACAGUUUCAACAAAUUCAAAUGGUACAGCAACAUCAUCAACAUCAUCAGCUAUGGAUCCAAGUGCCGUUAGCUCUUACAAUCCUAAUCCAUCAUCAUCAUCGCCUUCGACAUCAACUGGUGUAGGACCUACAAAUUAUUUUGAUCUUAGUAAUUAUGCUGCUUCAUCGUCAUCAACAACAGCAGCAGUCAAUGGACAUCAUUCGUCAGAUCUCUAUGCAGCUGCAGCACUCAUGGCCUCAUAUUCUUCCACUUAUCCUCAUCGUUCUCAUUUUACAACAAAUAAUUCAUCUUGUUCUUCAUCAACAUCAUCAACAACAAAUACAAAUGCCUUAUCGACAAAUGCAAGGAUUACAGAUGAUACUGAUUCAGGAUCGCAUGUACAUUUUGCAAAUAGUGUACAUUAUGGAUCAGGACCAUCUCAAUCAACUUAUUUUUCAUAUGGAAAUCCACCAACACAUCCACCAACAAGUUCAUCAUUUGAUCCACAUAAUCAUUUUUAUGCAAAUCCAUUUGCUGGUUUUCUUGAUCAAAAACAUUCACUUUUACCGGCAACAUUAUCCUGCUAUGAUCAUCAUCCAUCAUCAUCAAACUAUUAA
Molecule: messenger RNA, 1656 nt
Organism: Adineta steineri
Lineage: Eukaryota; Metazoa; Rotifera; Eurotatoria; Adinetida; Adinetidae
Source: the annotation of a GenBank genome assembly